Erpetoichthys calabaricus (reedfish) is the source of this 1506-nucleotide messenger RNA. RefSeq names its product diamine acetyltransferase 1-like. Gene Ontology annotation, molecular function: N-acetyltransferase activity. The transcript is spliced from 6 exons. NCBI's taxonomy places the organism in Eukaryota, Metazoa, Chordata, Cladistia, Polypteriformes, Polypteridae. The record is from RefSeq and is a predicted model, not a curated record. The coding region runs from base 237 to 752 and encodes 171 amino acids.
UCGGCGAGGGGCUAUAAAUAAGCACGCAACGGAACAAAGCGAGCUGUUUUGGGGAAGGUAGUGCACUUGCUUGGUACUUGCAUGUAAUCGCCCUUUUUUUUUCUUAAACUAAGGGGUCAGGAUCCCAGACUGACUGCGGAGGGGUAAACACCUGGGAAACGAAUGAAGAAACACCUCUUGCUUCUAUUCAAAUACAAAGGACUCGUGCGAAAAGGGAAGAAAAGUAAAAGACGAAAAUGGCCAAGUAUAUAUUGCGGAAGGCUGAACCCAAGGACGUCUCUGAUAUACUGCGACUCAUAAAGGAACUUGCAAAAUACGAAGACAUGGAGGAUAAAGUGGUGUUGACGGAGAAAGAACUGCUUGAAGAUGGUUUCGGUGAACACCCGUUCUACCACUGUAUGGUUGCAGAGGUGUCCACAGAGCUUCAGACCCCUGAGGGUCACACCAUUGUUGGAUUUGCCAUGUAUUAUUUUACAUAUGACCCUUGGAUUGGAAAACUCUUGUACCUUGAAGACUUUUAUGUCAUGAAAGAAUAUAGAGGCUACGGAAUUGGGUCACAAAUCUUGAAGGAGCUAAGCAAUACCGCAGUAAAAACCCGCUGUAGCAGCAUGCACUUCAUUGUUGCAGAGUGGAACAAGCCAUCAAUAGAGUUCUACAAGAGACGUGGUGCUUCUGAUCUGUCAUCUGAGGAGGGGUGGCGUCUCUUUAAGAUCGAUAAGGAGUACUUGCUGAAAAUGUCAGCUGAGGAAUGAAGUGCAUGAAGACUGGGUGUAGUCUGAGCUGGCCAUACUGGCAGUUAGUUGUGUGGUGGAGUUGAUGGUUUGUGUGUGUUUAUUUUUUUUUUCCCCCCAUUUUAAGCAGAAGUGGACAGUCGUCUGUACUAGUUUACAGUUGUGUGCUAAAUUUGUCCAAAAAAUUAACAAGGUGGGGGAAAGGGGGCCUUGUGUGGGUGUUUUUUUGUUUGUUUUUUUAAACAUGAAGCCUUGUAAGUCAAGUUCAAUGAAAGUGUUGAUUUUGGUUGAGUGGAAAUCAAUUUGAUUUAAGUAUAUGUUGGCCUUUAGCGGAGGAAUACAUUGUAAAUAUGCCUUUUGUAGAAAGGCAAUUUUCACCUCCUGUAUUAUGUUGCCCAAUGUUCCUGAUGUUUUGGACACUUGAACUGCCAUAAUGAGGCAUGUAGAAAGGGCCUGUUAGACAGCACAUGAAAAGCCCAAUUUUUAAAAUUCAAUUUUUUUUUCUUUGUGUUUUGAAUAUAUCUACUGAUGUUCAUGUAAAUGUCCAACAUAUGUCUUGCAUUUCUCAAGUACAGCAAUGGACUUGAUUGAAAGCACUUUUUUGGUCCUUUGUGGCCAUUCUGCCAAUGUAGCGUGAUGUAAUUUUCACACUAAUUAGAGAGAUCAAUAGACAUGUAAGUUUUUGGAACAUAUUACCCCUUUAGUAGACCCAAGACUUGGGAGCCGAUUGAGUUUGUAACAUUUGUAUAAAGGAUUAAAUGUAUUUGUCAUUCUG